AUUGGCAAUCUACCUGUUUACGAGGCCCCCGAUAACAUUGAUAAAAGGCGAAUGCUCAUUGCUGUCCAUGACAUUUUUGGAUUUUCAAGCUCUAAUAUGAAACAAAUUACUGACCACAUGGCCGUUCAAGCUGGUGGUUUUAGAGUCGCUUUGCCCGAUUUCUUUCGUGGCGAUCAUUGGGACAUAAAUGUGCCCAUAACUCCGAUAGAACGUGCCGCUUUCAUACAACGCGUUGGGGAUUGGGAAACAAUCGUGAAGCCGGAUUUGAUUAACACAGUGAGGUAUUAUCAAAGUCAGGGCGUGCAAGAGUUUGCGAUAUUCGGUAUGUGCUGGGGAGGACGAACUGGUACAGACGCUGCCAUGGAACUCUCUGAUUAUUUCAAGGCGAGCGCUAUUGUUCACCCGUCUUUAGUUUCGAAUGACGAAGCAUAUUCGGUCAGGAUGCCAAUGUAUUUGAUGCCGUCGCGUGAUCAACCGGAUAUGUUGCCUUUCUACCAAGUGUUACGAAAUAAUUUUGGUGAUAACAGCGGCCACAGACGAUUCGAUGACAUGUUCCAUGGAUUCGCGAGUACCCGUGGCAAUUUCAGUGAUCCCCUGAAUCAAAUGCAUGUGAACGAAAUCAUAAGAACUCUUGGAGUUUUCUUCGAACGAAUUCUAAUCGACACAGUCUAAGUCUAUGUCAAUGGAGAUCUCGGAAAGCCGAAAAAACUGCUUGCAUUUUUUAUCUCAUUUUUGUUUUAUUUCGAAGAAUAAAGAGAGAAUUUAU
Molecule: messenger RNA, 766 nt
Organism: Bradysia coprophila
Lineage: Eukaryota; Metazoa; Arthropoda; Insecta; Diptera; Sciaridae
Source: RefSeq, a predicted model, not a curated record